GUUCAUUAGAUCAAAUUCUUUCUAGAGAAAAAAGGGUCGGUCAGCUCUCAAGCUUAGUCAAGAUCAUCGGCGGCUCCUCCUCCUCCGAACUCUUCUUUAUCUGUAUUUUCAGUGGUUGAUUUGGUGGUGCGCUUGCCCUUGUUCUUGGCUUCUGUGAUUUCCCCUUUUUGUCGAAAAGAUGCCCUUCUGGUCAUCAUCAUACCAAAUGCAGCUAGACUUGUGUUUAUGGAUGCCAAGACAUUUAUGCAGCUCGUUGAGGAGAAGAAAAGGAGAGUUUUGGCGAAGAAGGAGGCGCCCCUGAAAUGGGAGCAAAAGCUUGAAGCCGCUGCAAAGGCAAGAGCUGAUGCUGAAGCCAAGGCGAGGAAGGAAAAAGCUGGCAAGCACAAGAGGAGGUCUGUCUCGGUGUCUGAUAGUGAUAGUGAUAGUGAUAGUGGCGAAGGGAGAAGAAGGACGAAAAGGUCCCACAAGAAGCGAAGAAAGCAGAGCCACUCCGAUUCAGACCAUGAGAAGAGGAAAGAUAGGAAAUCCAAGAGGAAGCCAAAGAGGCGGUCGUAUGAUUCUGAUGACGAAAGCAGUGAUGGAUACGAUUUGGACCAUGAAAAGAGCAAGGACAGGAAACUUAGGAAGAAGCUAAAGAGAAGAUCCUCUGAUUUGGAUGAUGACAGCAGUGAUGGAUAUGGCAGCGACUUUGACGAGAAAAGGAGGCGGCAUGGCCAUAGGAAACGCAGGCAUGAUUCACUCCCAAGUUCAAGUUCUGACUCCGAAAGUGACGAGGAUGAGCAUUAUGCUAGAAGAAAAGGCAAUAGAAAGCAUCAUAAACAUCACCAUCAUCAUGAACGAGCACAUGAUCCUGAUUCUUCGAGUGAGGAGCAUGAUGCAGGCAGAAGGGAACAUCGUCGCAAGCACCAUGGACAUGUUCAUCGGUCACACAGCCACGACACGUCUGAUUCGGAUAGGCACAACCACCAUCACCACACUAAUGGUCGUCAACAGUCACGUGAGCCGACGACAUCCAACAAAGAUGAAACCUUGCAGUUCUCCUGAUGGGUAUAUUGAAGAUAUAAUGCCCCAGAAAAUGCUUAACUGAAUUAUCAAGAUUAGAUUCCUUGGCAUCCCUUGAAUCUAACUGUUACUCCCUCCUUCCCCCAUUAGGAGUCACUUUUUUCCA
Messenger RNA from Salvia hispanica, 1168 nucleotides. Its product is annotated as FAM133-like protein. NCBI's taxonomy places the organism in Eukaryota, Viridiplantae, Streptophyta, Magnoliopsida, Lamiales, Lamiaceae. The record is from RefSeq and is a predicted model, not a curated record.